Peromyscus eremicus (cactus mouse) is the source of this 1104-nucleotide messenger RNA. It is a transcript of the gene Plaur, whose product is annotated as plasminogen activator, urokinase receptor. Gene Ontology annotation, cellular component: plasma membrane. The coding region runs from base 19 to 921 and encodes 300 amino acids. Lineage: Eukaryota; Metazoa; Chordata; Mammalia; Rodentia; Cricetidae. The record is from RefSeq and is a predicted model, not a curated record. The transcript has 6 exons.
UCCCAGGGCCUGAGGUGCAUGCAGUGUGGCAGUAACCAGAAGUGCCUGGUGAAGGAGUGUGCCCUGGGCCAGGAUCUUUGCAGGACCACCGUGCUCCGUGAAUGGGAAGAUGACGAUGAGCUGGAGUUGGUAGCGAGAGACUGUGCCCACUAUGAGAAGACCAACAGGACCAUGAGCUACCGCGUGAACUCAAAGAUCAUCAGCCUGGAAGAGGUCGUGUGUGCCACAGACGUCUGCAACAGACCCAGGCCUGGAGCCCGAGGGCUUGCCUUUCCCCGGGGACGUUACCUUGAGUGUAUGUCCUGCAGCUCUUUGGACCAGAGCUGUGAGAGGGGCCGGGAGCAGAUCCUGCAGUGCCGCCACCCCGGAGAGCAAUGUGUGGAGGUGGUGACCCUGCCGAGCUCGGAAAGGAGCGCGAAGGAUGAGAACUAUACCAGAGGCUGUGGCAGUCUUCCCGGGUGCCCGGGCGUAGCAGGUUUCCACGGCAACCGCACCUUUCACUUCCUGAAAUGCUGCAACGCCUCGCGCUGCAAUGGUGGCCCAGUUCUGGAUCUUCAGGACUUACCACCGAAUGGUUUCCAGUGUUACAGCUGUGAGGGGAACAGCACCCAUGGAUGUUCCUCCAAAGAGACUUCCCUCAUUGACUGCCGGGGACCGAUGAAUCAGUGCCUGGAGGCCACGGGCUUAGAUGCGCCGGGAAACCGGAGUUACACCGUGAGAGGCUGCACCACAGCUUCCUGGUGCCAAGGCUCCCAUGUGGCAGACGCCUUCCUCCUGACCCACCUCAACAUCUCCUGCUGUGAUGGCAGUGGCUGUAAUGACCCCAGAAGCAGGGCCCCCGGGCCAGGCCCUGCUUGCCUCAGCCUCAUCGUCUCCCUGCUCCUGACCUUCGGACUAUGGGGUGUCCUCCCCUGGAACUGAGUCCUGAGCCCCAAGCCCUGGCUGGACCCAGGGACGUUUGUCCUUCCCCCCCCCAGCUCCAUCUCUGUGGAUAGAUGCGAGUAUCAUUGUUGUCUUUGGGCCUCAGUUUUUCUAAGAACCAGAAGAGAAGGGGAACAAAGGCUGUGGGCAGCAGGGGGCUCGUGAUUAAUGUUGUUGCUGUUG